This is a messenger RNA of Penaeus monodon (black tiger shrimp), 588 nucleotides long. Its product is annotated as circumsporozoite protein-like. The record is from RefSeq and is a predicted model, not a curated record. Lineage: Eukaryota; Metazoa; Arthropoda; Malacostraca; Decapoda; Penaeidae. The coding region runs from base 1 to 588 and encodes 195 amino acids. The transcript is spliced from 2 exons.
AUGGCACGACGCUCCUGUCUGGACGUUUCUGCCAGGCCUGUACUCGGGACUCAAGCUACCAUACUGGAAUCUACGACAACUUACACUCUACAUCCAAGUACCAAGCUGGCAGUACCAUUCAAUUUGAAGCGAUGUUUGAAAGUAAUGCCUGAAGUGAAGUUUGAAGUGAAGUUUGAAGUGAAUCCUAACGUAAAAUUUGAAGUAAAGCCUGAAGUAAAUUUUGAAGUGAAUCUUGAAGUAAAUUUUGAAGUGAAUCCUGAAGUGAAGUUUGCAGUGAAUCCUGAAGUGAAUCCCGAAGUGAAUCCUGAAGCAAAUCCUGAAGUGAAGUUCGCAGUGAAGCCUGAAGAAAAUCCUGAAGCAAAUCCUGAAGCAAAUCCUGAAGCAAAUCCUGAAGUGAAGUUCGCAGUGAAGCCUGAAGCAAAUCCUGAAGCAAAUCCUGAAGCAAAUCCUGAAGUGAAGUUCGCAGUGAAGCCUGAAGAAAAUCCCGAAGUGAAUCCUGAAGCAAAUCCUGAAGCAAAUCCUGAAGUGAAGUUCGCAGUGAAGCCUGAGGGCCGAGGCUGCAGGGAUCCGGCGCAGGGUCUGCCAUGA